Molecule: messenger RNA, 1853 nt
Organism: Laetiporus sulphureus 93-53
Lineage: Eukaryota; Fungi; Basidiomycota; Agaricomycetes; Polyporales; Laetiporaceae
Product: cytochrome P450
Exons: 11
Coding region: 31-1533 (500 amino acids)
Molecular function (GO): monooxygenase activity; iron ion binding; oxidoreductase activity, acting on paired donors, with incorporation or reduction of molecular oxygen
Source: RefSeq, a predicted model, not a curated record
CGUGGCCCCUACAGUGAUCUGCCUUCCAACAUGGAUUCGACACAAAUCAUGUACGCCCUGCUCAUCGCGAUGCCGCUUCUGAUCUUCAUCCACAGAAGGUCGAACCCUCUGUAUUCAAUUCCUGCUGUCGGUGUUUCGGCCCCCUUACUAUCAUACAUCGGAGCAUACAAGUUCACUCGAAAUGCACGUGAAUUGCUGCAAGAAGGAUACGAGAAGCACAAAGGCUCCGUCUUCAGAAUCCCCAUGAUGGAUCGCUGGGUUGUAAUUUUCUGCGGUGCGAAAAUGAACGAAGAGCUGCGCAAACUCCCAGAUGACGAGAUGUCCUUCUUGGAUGCUGCGGAAGAAUUGGUACAGACGAAGUACACGAUCGCCGCGGAAGUCAUCGACCACCCGAUCCACAUAUCGGUGAUUCGCGGUCCACUCACGCGUAACCUUGCCGUUGUCCUUCCAGACGUCGUGGAUGAAAUUGGUGUGGCAAUGGAAGAGCUGAUCCCGAUUAAGGGUGACGAAUGGGUGACUGUACCAGGACUUUCCACCAUGAGACAGAUCGUUUGUCGUGCAAGUAGCCGCGUGUUCGUCGGCUUUCCCUUCUGUCGCAACAAGGAGUACCUGGAUAUAGCGUUGAACUUCACCGCUGACGUUGGAAAGGGACGGGCUAUCCUGACUGUCACCCCGACGAUCCUUAAGCCUCUGGUCGGUCGUUUGCUGCCAUGGUCACGAAGGGCUAUUCGACAAUUCUCCACGAUGGUGAAGCCUGCCAUAGAGGAGCGCAUCAAGCAGCUGGAGGAGCACGGGAGGGACUGGGGUGAUAAGCCUAAUAAUUUUAUGACGUGGCUGGUGGAGGAAGCAAUGGCCGCUGGCAAGACCAUCGAUCUGGUCGUACAAGCUCUUUUAUCUUCCAAUUUCGUUGCGAUACAUACAUCAUCUACAAGCAUAACCCAUGCCUUAUUCCACCUAGCGGCCAAUCCUGAACACAUACAUCCUCUUCGGGAGGAAGUCGAAAGCGUCCUCAAGACGGAAGGAUGGACGAAGAUUGCCUUGGGCAAGAUGUGGAAGCUGGAUAGCUUCAUGCGGGAAUCCCAGAGAAUGAACGGAAUCGGAUGCAUCUCGAUUAUCCGCAAAGCAUUAAAGGACGUAACAUUGUCCGAUGGGACUGUCAUUCCGGCUGGCACAAUUGUCGGGUCAGCUGCAGACGCUACGCACUAUGACGAUGAAAGCUACGACCUACCUUACGACUUCAAGCCGUAUCGGUUCUCUGACAUGCGAGCAGACGAGAGCGACCGUAUCAAGCACCAGUACGUCAGCACGUCGCCCGAAUACAUAUCGUUCGGCCACGGGAAACAUGCGUGCCCAGGGCGAUUCUUUGCUGCGAAUGAGCUGAAGGCGGUGCUUGCAUAUAUUAUCCUGAAUUACGACGUGAAGUUCGGGGGUGACGGUACACGGCCGAGCAACCGCUGGUUCGGUACUUCAGUGGUCCCGGAGCCUACGGCGGAGGUGAUGUUCCGCAAACGCCAGCAGAAUACCGCAGUGUAAGUUAGGCUAUUGUCAGCGGCUUUUGAUGCGGGUUCUCGUUUAUAUCUACAAAGCUCGGAAACGCAUAGACGCACGAAUGAAAUGAACUGGUCCCCUGGUGUAUCAUAAGCAGAUUCCUUUCGCUGGUGGAGUUUUUUAUGUACUCAUACUGGCACAAUCAGCUGAUGUCCAGAUGUCCGUGCCUCAUCUUGCCAAGUUUGAGAUGCAGAUGUUCAGAUCGUUUGAUCAUAGACCUUUCAUGCGAACGACAGUGCAAGCUGGCUGCCAGACAAUACAUUUUACAGAGAAUACUGCUAUCGUAACACUCAAAACAUUGUUGC